CGUUCAUUAAUUGAAUUCAAGCGAAAAUGUUAGAGAACAACACAUUUAGUGAAUAUUAUUUAUGCAAUUUCAACGAUGCCGUGCCACUGGAUGAUUUGCCGGCCGAUGAGCAACUGCGCCAGUUAUGGACCGGCCAAGAGCUGUGGACAGUGGAGAACCUACGGCAGAUCAUCACCAACUGGCAGGAAAGGGAUUCCCACAUUAAGGAGACUCCCACGCAGCUACUCAACAGCUUUCUGCGUCUGUUCUUCGCGUUUGUGCAGAACAAUUGCACGGGACCCUUUGACAAAGUCGCCGAUUGCCAGAAAAUGCUGAGCCAACUGCAGUUGGAGGCAUUUGAGCCGCAGGAGCAGCUGAAGGCCAGCGGCGAGGAGUUGAAUCCCAACGUCAAGACGGGCGAACUGCUGGUUGUGGCCAGGGAAAUACUGCGCGGCUUGUUGGAAGCUUAUCCAGACUCAAAGGUCCUGGCCGUGUGGAAUAUACGGCUGAUUUGCCAGCAUCAGCUUAUCAUGGACGACCUGGCCGCCUCCCUCUACGAGCAGUUCAAGGCGGGAGCUGUGGUACUGCGGCCCCAAGCGAAGCACUUUUCCAGCAGGGAACUGCAGUCUCUGCUGCUGCUGGAGCUGGCCAAUGGCUACCUGCUGUUCCAUCGCUCCGAAAUGGCCUCCCAAGUGCUGGAUGAGCUCUGCUCGCACCUCCAGGUGGAACUGAAGGUCGAGGGUUUGCUGGGAGUGCGCAAAAAGUUCCAGCAGAAGCCCCUGCCCCAGCUCUGCCUGAAAGUGGAGCAGCUGUCGGAGCUGACGGAGGCCAGCAGGCCUGCCCUGCCAGCGGCUGCCGAGACCAACAGGCAGACAAAGCUGCCCAAGCUGCUGCUCCUGGAGGAUGAUACACGACUGGAGCGAAUACGCUUCAUUGAGCCAAAGGACAAUGAUGUCAUGACUUUGCCCAGCGUCCUGCAGGCCCUCGUCCUGGCCAAGGUAAAACAGUUGAAGCGCUCGCAGCCGAAGGACCGCCUGGCAGAUGAGCAGCUGGAGCCGUACACCCAGACGUUGCUCUACCAGGAGCACGGACCCCUUCAGGUGCGUCAGGCAGCCUUGCUCCUGAACUGCCUGCAGGAGUCUAACCAGCGCCGGACUGUCGAGCGCAGCUGGAAGCAGUGCGAGGAGUGCGUCAAGCUGUUGGACCAUAGCGAAGAGCAGCAGUCGCUGAGAUCUAGGCUGUCGUAUGGAUUCGCGGCCCACCUCCAGCCCAUCUGGCAGGUUCAGCUUCAGCUGGUGGAUCUCCUGAGGUCCCUGGGAAUGACCAAGACAGCUCUCGACAUUUGCCUGAAGAUUCAGGCCUGGCAGCAGGUUAUUGACUGCUACACCAGUCUGGAGCUGCGGCACAAGGCGGCGGAGAUCAUACGCCAGGAGCUGGAGAAGAAGCCCACGGCGCUGCUCUACUGCCUACUGGGCGACGCCAUCGAUGAUCCGCAGUGCUACGAGCAGGCCUGGCUGCAUUCCAAGAAGACGAGCAGCAAGGCCCAGUCCUACUGGGGAAACUACUUCUACAGAAGGGCGGAAUAUGCCCAGGCCCUGGAGCACUUUCAGCUGUCGCUGGAGAUCAAUACGCUGCAGGAGUCGACGCUCCUGCGCUGCGGCUAUUCCGCGAUGCAGCUGGAGAAGUGGGAGGCGGCCGUUAAGUCCUACCUGGCCUACACCCACCUGGAAGCCAACGGGUUCGAGUCGUGGAACAAUCUGGCCAAGGCCCUGAUCAACCUGGGCGACAAGCAGCGGGCGCAUCGUGUGCUGGGCGAGGCCCUCAAGUGCAACUACAGCAACUGGAAGGUGUGGGAGAACUACAUGCUGGUGGCCGUGGACACCUGCCACUGGGACGAUGCCAUGCGAGGCUACCAGCGUCUGUCCGAGCUGAAGCAGCACUACCUCGACCAGGAAGUGCUCGAGAGAAUCGUCUACGGCAUAGCCAAGCAGCAUCAGAAAGGACCCAGCCAGCUCCUAAUCAAGAGGAUUGUCCAGCUCCUCGGCCAGCAGUGCAUCCAGCACGGAAACGAGCCCCUGGUCUGGGAGCUGGCUGCCGUGGUGGCCGCCACACCGCUGAAGAAGGCCGAGCGGCUGGUCAAGUCGUAUCGGGCCUACACGGCCAAGCAUUUGGGAUGGGAGGUCAAGGCAGAGCAUGCCCAGAAAGCUCUGGAUCUGUGCCUGGAGGUGGCCGAGCUGUCUCUGGCGGCGGUCCAGGAGCAUGCCGCCGACGAGAGCGAAGUCAUGAUCACAUCCACACUAAACUCGGCCCGACUGUCCGGUACAUCCUGUCUGAACGCCCUGCGGCGCGCUAUCAACGUCAAUGUGCCGCCCGAGCAGCAGGAGAAGGCGGAGCAACUGGACAAACGGAUCGCAGAUCUAACCCAAGUGGUGCAGCAGCGAAUGAACACGCAACGGUCGGUUUAGCCGGACUCUGAACUAGAUUUAGUGUUUAUUAGUUGUACAUGAUAAUUGUGUAUUUAAAAAACUCCUUGGGCGUCGGCUAAGUGUGGCAUGGGCUACCGUGUUGUGUUGAAGUGUCGAAAAGUAAAAGAAACAAAAGGAUCAAAA
Molecule: messenger RNA, 2588 nt
Organism: Drosophila miranda
Lineage: Eukaryota; Metazoa; Arthropoda; Insecta; Diptera; Drosophilidae
Product: tetratricopeptide repeat protein 27-like
Exons: 4
Coding region: 27-2444 (805 amino acids)
Molecular function (GO): protein binding
Source: RefSeq, a predicted model, not a curated record